UAAGAAAUUAAACAUCUUCCAAUGGUGAGUCUGUUUUUUGUGCUUACCAGAUUAAUGGUUGUGAACUGUCUCAGCAUAUUAUUCCAAUUUUAGAGCUCCGAAGCAGAGAGACUACAGAAAAGUCUAGUUCACUUUCUUAAAUUAGUUAAUACGGUGUCGUAUUGGGACACUCUUCUUUAAUUUUCUCUCUGGCCUAAGAGAAAUCGACACGUCAUAGCUAAGAGGAGGGGUAUUGCCACGUCAUCUCAUCCACUCGCCAGGCUAGGCGCGUGAAUUGCAUUUCCCUCCUGAUCGGAAAAGUCUUACCAAAGAUUAGCUUUCAGGUCAAUUUUUAAAUCUUAGCUCUCACCAACGACGAAACUCGUCUCCCUCCAUCUUGCUAUGGAUCGUCAGCCGGAGAGGGAGAAUGAUGAACUACCAUCUCCGGCGAUAAUUUCCGACCGAGUUCUGGUAAAUGGUGUUGUCACGCCGUUAACGUUGACCGCCGAGGGAGAGCUACGAUCGACGGAAUCUGGACGGCGGAAAUCGACGUUGGCAAAAGAAAUCCUGAGUUUCGUCGUGGAAGGUAACAAGGUUAGAGUAAAGACCUUGGUUGAGAAAGGAGGAGGAAUUUGCUGUAGAGGAAGUGCUGGAGAUUAUGCGAGGAACGAUUUCGUUUUCGAGCCUCUCUCUGAUGAAUCUAGAAAGCUUUGGUCCGAUAAGUUCCAUCAACACCUCGUCUCUCUCGGUCGGCCAAAGAAAUUGCUUGUGUUUGUGAAUCCGUUUGGCGGGAAGAAAACAGCGAGAAAGAUAUUUCAAGAGGAAGUAAAGCCAUUGUUUGAAGAUGCAAAUAUUCAACUUGAGAUUCAAGAAACCAAGUAUCAGUUGCAUGCAAAGGAAAUUGUUAGGUCCAUGGAUGUAUCAAAAUACGAUGGUAUUGUUUGUGUUAGCGGUGACGGUAUCCUUGUUGAGGUUGUAAAUGGACUGCUUGAAAGAGAAGACUGGAAGACUGCCAUAAAAUUGCCGAUCGGAAUGGUCCCUGCAGGAAGUGGUAAUGGCAUGAUUAAAUCAUUGUUGGAACCGGUAGGGCUUCCUUGUAGUGCAACAAGUGCUACUAUUUCGAUAAUCCGAGGUCGUACACGUUCUCUAGAUGUAGCAACUAUCUCACAAGGGACUACCAAAUUCUUCAGUGUCUUGAUGCUUGCUUGGGGUUUAGUGGCUGAUAUAGACAUCGAGUCAGAGAAAUUCAGAUGGAUGGGUAGUGCUCGCUUUGAUAUCUAUGGUCUUCAGAGGAUAAUAUGCUUAAGACAAUACCAUGGACGAAUUCUAUUUGUGCCAGCUCCUGGGUUCGAAAGCUAUGGGCAACGAGCCAGUUGCAGUAUAGAUAAAGAGCCAUCUGGUAGUGAUAAGACACUCGUAUACCAAGGACCUGAUAGUAAACUUGAAAAUCUGGAUUGGAGAGAAAUGAAAGGCCCAUUUGUUUCAGUAUGGCUUCAUAAUGUUCCCUGGGGUGCUGAGAACACUUUGGCUGCUCCUGACGCUAAGUUUUCUGAUGGCUUCCUGGAUUUGAUUGUCAUGAAAGACUGUCCUAAACUAGCCUUGCUAUCACUUAUGACAAAGUUGAGUGAUGGAACCCAUGUCCAAUCACCAUAUGCAUCAUAUCUGAAGGUGAAGGCAUUCGUACUGGAGCCAGGUGCACGCAUAGACGAACCAGACAAGGAAGGAAUCAUAGAUUCAGAUGGAGAAGUUUUGGCAAGAGGAAGAAAAUCGUACAAAUGUGAUCAAAAGGCUUUGAUGUCUUACGACAAGCUUCAAAUAAGUGUUGAUCAAGGUUUAGCCACUCUCUUCUCUCCUGAAUAAUUCUGACUGAUACAUGAGAUGUGAUGAGAUGAGAUGAAGUUGUCCCUUGUGGCUAUAAUUUGAUUGAUGGACAUUACAAUACAAAAAAUGAGAAGAUGAUUCGAGUUAUAUAGUAAAUCCCUAAAGAUUACCAUUGAGUGUAUUGUUUAUUGUUGUAUUGCUGUUGUAUUGCAGUUUUGAGUUUUUUGUUAGAAAGUUGUGUGAACUAAGAUAUUGAGAAGACCAUAAAUACUAAAUGUGAGAUUUUUUUGAACUCUUGGUGUAAAGUGUAAACAUAUUUAUGUUGGGGGAUGGU
Messenger RNA from Arabidopsis thaliana (thale cress), 2134 nucleotides. RefSeq names its product sphingosine kinase 1 (gene SPHK1). NCBI's taxonomy places the organism in Eukaryota, Viridiplantae, Streptophyta, Magnoliopsida, Brassicales, Brassicaceae. The coding region runs from base 382 to 1839 and encodes 485 amino acids. Gene Ontology annotation, biological process: cellular response to abscisic acid stimulus; sphingolipid metabolic process. The record is from RefSeq and is marked reviewed. Gene Ontology annotation, molecular function: kinase activity; sphingosine kinase activity. Gene Ontology annotation, cellular component: vacuolar membrane; plant-type vacuole membrane. The transcript is spliced from 10 exons.